AUGUCGAUAUUCAAGCUCCUGGGACUCAAGAAGAACGCCACAGAGAAGGAAAUUAAGACUCAUUACAUAAGGAGAUUAAUUCAAGUGCAUCCAGACAGGCCUUCAGGAUCAAAAUACGAAUAUCUUAAGCUAAAUAAUGCAUAUGAAGCAUACAUUAGAGACAGAGGAUUCCAGGAAAUGCCAUAUGCCGUUUGUAUGCGUACAGAAAUACACUCAAUAUCAUGCAGAUGUGGAGAAAAAUACAAGCCUUAUCAUGAAGUAGACAAUAGAAUUGACUGUGAAUGCUGUUCAUGCUUCAUAGAAAUCGAAGACGGCAUCCUUCAAAUAGAUGCAACUCAUUAG
Molecule: messenger RNA, 342 nt
Organism: Ordospora colligata OC4
Lineage: Eukaryota; Fungi; Microsporidia; Ordosporidae
Exons: 1
Coding region: 1-342 (113 amino acids)
Source: RefSeq, a predicted model, not a curated record